ACAAAUGCUAAAUAGAUGACCAUGUAUCGUAUGACCUCAUCAUUCCCCAACACUCCAGCAAAGUACGUUUCCAACUAUUAUGCUCGAAAUAUCUUGGUUUUUAGUAUAAAAUUCUUGAGCAGCAACACAUCAUCUUUGCUAGAAACUAAUCAGCGCAAUAUUAUGGCUCUUGCACUUACAUCCACAGUUCCUACCUCUCUUUACACCCACUUUAGGCUAACAUCUCAAGUCUUUAUCCCACCAGUAAAAUCUAUUUGUGGCCAAGUUUCGCACACCGUUCGAUGCAAUAUCGGUGUCAACCAGAAGACUUCUAAUGAAAAGAUUGUCAGGCGAUCCGCAAACUACCAACCUCCCAUUUGGGACUACGACUAUGUGCAAUCGCUAAAUAGUAAAUAUGUGGGAGACAAGUAUGUAACACGGGCAACGAAGUUGAAGGAAGAUGUGAAGAAAAUGCUUAAAGAAGUAGCGGAUCCACUGGAUGGACUUGAGAUCAUUGAUGACUUGCAAAGGCUAGGAGUGUUUUACCACUUUGAGGAGGAAAUCAAGAGAGUCCUUGAGAGCAUAUACAACAGCAAACGUGAUGGGAAUGAAGAUGGUUUGCAUGCUACAUCUCUCAAGUUUAGACUUUUGAGACAACAUGGUUAUGAUGUCCCUCAAGAGGUAUUUGACAAUUUUAUGGACGAGACGGGGCAUUUCAAGGCUUCCCUCUGUGAUGAUAUAAAAGGAAUGCUAUAUUCAUACGAAGCCUCAUUCCUUUCAUUUAGGGGUGAAAGCAUAUUGGAGGAGGCUAAAGAUUUUGCUACAAAAAAUCUCAAACAAUACCUUGAGAGAAAGAACAUUGAUCAAGAUCUUGCCUUGUUGGUCAGCCACGCCUUGGAGCUUCCACUACAUUGGAGGAUGCCAAGGUUGGAGGCAAGGUGGUUCAUCGAUUUGUGUGAGAAAAGACCAAAUAUGAAUCUUACGUUGCUUCAACUUGCUAAAUUGGAUUUUAAUAUGGUGCAAGCAACUCACCAAGAAGAUCUAAAGCAUGCAUCAAGGUGGUGGAACAGAACCGGUUUGGGAAACAAAUUGAGCUUUGCUAGGGACAGGUUGAUGGAGAAUUUCUUAUGGCCCAUUGGACAAAAUUUCAAGCCUCAAUUCUCAAAUUUUAGGAGAAACAUGACAGUUGUCAAUGCUCUUAUCACAGUCGUCGAUGAUGUCUACGAUGUUUAUGGCACACUAGAUGAACUAGAAAUUUUUACUGAUGCCAUUGAAAGGUGGGACAUCAGAGCAAUGGAACAAAUUCCAGACUAUAUGAAGAUAUGUUUCCUCGCAGUCUUCAACUCGAUUAAUGAAAUGGGUUACGAGACUCUUAAGGAGCAGGACGUUCACAUCAUCCCUCACCUCCAGAAAUCGUGGACAGAUAUGUGCAAAUCUUAUUUGAAGGAGGCAGAAUGGUACUACAGCGGAUACACACCAACCAUUGAAGAAUACAUGAGCAAUGCAUGGAUUUCAAUUGCAGCUCCUACGAUGCUAACUCAUGCUUACUUUUUGUGCACAAAUCCCAUCAAUAUGGAGGGUUUGGACUGGUUAGUGGAAUACCCCAAUAUAAUACGGUGGUCGGCCACUAUUUUACGACUUGCAGAUGAUUUGGGAACAUCACCGGAUGAGAUGAAGAGAGGUGACACUCCAAAAUCAAUACAAUGUUAUAUGCACGAAACUGGUGCAUCAGAGGAAGAUGCCCGGGAUCACAUCAAAUACUUGAUUGGGAAGACAUGGGAGAAGAUGAAUGAAGACCGAUUUGCAGAUUCUCCUUUCUCCCAAACUCUUGUUGAAAUUGCAAUGAAUCUUGCUAGGGUGUCCCAGUGCAUGUACCAAUACGGAGAUGGCCAUGCUGCUCAAGGUUGUGAGACUAAAGAUCGAGUGUUAUCUUUGUUUAUCAAUCCCAUUCCGCUUGAAUAUUAACAACAACACUAUUUAGAAUAAUGCUUGGAUAUGCGGACAGGUUAAUGCUUGGAUGCAUGCAUCGAUCUGUGUCUAAGUGAACGUAUCGGCUUUUAUUGUGA
Molecule: messenger RNA, 2045 nt
Organism: Rhododendron vialii
Lineage: Eukaryota; Viridiplantae; Streptophyta; Magnoliopsida; Ericales; Ericaceae
Product: terpene synthase 10-like
Exons: 8
Coding region: 16-1944 (642 amino acids)
Biological process (GO): diterpenoid biosynthetic process
Molecular function (GO): magnesium ion binding; terpene synthase activity
Source: RefSeq, a predicted model, not a curated record